This is a messenger RNA of Trematosphaeria pertusa, 1486 nucleotides long. RefSeq lists its product as uncharacterized. Gene Ontology annotation, biological process: carbohydrate metabolic process. NCBI's taxonomy places the organism in Eukaryota, Fungi, Ascomycota, Dothideomycetes, Pleosporales, Trematosphaeriaceae. The coding region runs from base 205 to 1260 and encodes 351 amino acids. The transcript has 2 exons. The record is from RefSeq and is a predicted model, not a curated record.
CAUCAAUAAUCCCACGACCAACUUCACGCCUGUAUAAGAAGCCAUUCGUUCGAAGCCCGAAACAAAAUACAGCAUCACACACCACCGCCGCAAACAGAAUCUAAACGACGACAACAGCCCAACAAGGGCGAGAAGAACCACAACCUCCUCUUCCCAAACCCACCACCAUAGCCCUCCCUCCGUCAUACACCGACAUCGCUAAACAUGGUUUCGCCCGCGGUAAUCUCCACCGUGCUCGCAAAAGCGAUUGAAGUCGCCUCCCACUCAUGGGAAUACGGUACCGUCGCCGAAGCCCUGCUAGAAUGGCACAGUCCCAACCUCACCAUCUGGCAUGAUCCCUUUCCCUCUGGGCAAAUCCCUACUUUAAACAUCGACGAUGUCUCCGCGCUCUCGUACGUUAAGCCGUUCAUCAGCACAAACGGGCCUACGCUCGUCGAGGGUGAUGGCGCAGCAGGCGAUCCCCCCUCCCUCGGUACCUUCGCGCUAUUAAUCGGCAAAAGCGCAGGCGCAUACUGGGACGCAGCCGCCCGGCAAGCGCAGCACAUGCUCACCUCGGUCCCGCGCUGGUCCAACGGCGCCAUCUCGCACCGCGAAGCGUACCUGGAGCUGUGGGCCGACUUUAUCUACAUGGCGCCGCCCUUCCUCGCGUACUACGCCAUCGCCACCGCCGACGUCCAACUGCUCAAGGAAUCCGCGCAGCAGUGCAAGCACUACUACGACGUGCUCUCCACCACCCAGGGCCCCUGGCUGCACAUAGUCGGCGACCACGUUUCUGACCUCGGGCUGUGGAGCACCAGCAACGCGUGGGCAGCCGCGGGGAUGGCCCGCGUGCUCGCGACGAUGAAGUACUCACCUUUCUCCGACGACACGGCCUCCGAGCAAGCUAUGCUCUCCUCCAUGAUACAAGAAAUCCUCGACGGCAGUAUGGCACUCGACCACGAUCCGUCUGGCCUGCUGAGGAACUAUCUCAACGACACGACGUGGUGGGGCGAGAUUUCGGGGACGUCGAUGCUGGCGGCUACGGCGUUGCGCAUGGCGAAGUUGCAGCCGGAGAGCUUUGGGGAGAAGUAUAGUAGCUGGGCAGAGACGAAGAUGGACGUUGUGGAUGGGAAGAUUGACGAGGGGACGGGGAUUGUGAGUCCGGCGGUUGAUCCGUUGAAUUGGAAUAAUCGCAGUCAGUAUACCACGGGGAGUCCGGAGGGGCAGAGCUUUGUGGUGCUGAUGCAUGCUGCGUAUCGGGAUUGGAAGGGCGAGUCGUGAGUGGUGCGCCACUUGGGUGUCGAAUUCGCUUAGGUUAUGGAGAAAUAGAUAUUGUAUAUUCUUUCGUUCACGUCUUAUUGCUUCAUCGAAGCCACCGUUCAAACCGCAAAGGACUCCUCAACCACGUUCUUAGACUGCUCUACCUCCCCAGAAGGGGGCUCGUAACCGGCGACGGCACCGACAGGUGUGGACUGGGGAAAGGCGACGUCGAAUGUGGGCUGACCCC